Diachasmimorpha longicaudata is the source of this 4042-nucleotide messenger RNA. RefSeq names its product cysteine-rich venom protein-like. The record is from RefSeq and is a predicted model, not a curated record. Bases 1166 to 1981 code for a protein of 271 amino acids. Gene Ontology annotation, cellular component: extracellular region. The transcript has 6 exons. NCBI's taxonomy places the organism in Eukaryota, Metazoa, Arthropoda, Insecta, Hymenoptera, Braconidae.
UUCCACCCACCUAUACCUCAUUCUCACAGGUACCAUACAACAGUUCUUACGGUGCCCCAGGAAUCGUAUACAGAGAGGUGAGAGGAGCUUGCGCCAGUUGGUUGUGCCGCUGGUUUGGAUGGUAGCGCAUUGGGUAGCCGAGCAGUACGGUACGUGCCGGCAGGCGAAGUGCCACGAACUCCCUGACUUUACUCCCACCCUCUCAGACAACCACCAGAGAGUCUCCCUUCUUCCCACCACGUACCGAGUAGUGGUGGUCGACGCAGUGUGUGCCCUUGUCCAUCACCACAAUCACUUGCUACAUAACAUCCACUCAAGUCCUUCUUCAAUUCACUUCAGACGUGAUCAAGGAUCUGGGCACAUCCUAAAUCAAUUGUUCGAUGAAGUUAAUUACUUGAAAAUAAAAGUAACGAGUUUAACGAAUUUUCAGUGAAUUGCGGGCUCUUAUGAAGAUGAUUAAGAUUGAAAUAAAUAAUUGACAGAAGUGAUGAUCGUAUUUAUCUUUAACAUUUGGAGUUAAUGUUGAUGAAUAUAAUUAUUCUAGUUGUGAUAGCAAGUUGGAGUGAAAUAAAAACUGAUGGGUGACGGUGAUUUCUGGACAUUGUUGGACUGUGAGAUAUUAUUAUAGUUGUUAAUAGAAGUUUGGUAAUAGUGGGUAAUGAGUGGAAUAGCGGAAUUCAAGGAGAAAUAACGAAAUUUGGAGAAGACUUUGAAUUUUAAAAGAAUUAAAAAAAAAUCAUUUAUGGUUGGGUAUUUGUGAGAGUUGAAGAUGUUUAUGCGACGUUCAGAGCGGCCAAUGAGGCUUGAUUUUGUGGAAGUUAUUGGAGGAGAAACGACCAUCUCCAACGGCGAUUGACGAAGCAUUCCUCUGGAUCGUUGAGCGAGACUGAUGGGAUCAGAGUGAUAUUGAUCAUUAAGUUGACGUGAUUUCACGGAAUCCCAGGGUUUGAGGGACCAGUAAAGCUGGGGAGUUGGGAUUUUUUUUAAGGAUUUUAUCAGACCAGAGAUUUUGCGAUUUAAUUCAAGAUUUCGAGGCUUUGAUGUUGUGAACUUUAGUGGACUGUGGAUUAUUGAUGAGAAGUUUCAUGGGAGGGUGAACUGUUUAUGGUCGAGACGACGGGGCGAAAGGAGAUUCGGGAUUUUUCGGAGUGGAUUAUUGAGCAGAAUGAAAUAUUUGUGGCUGUGUGUCGCCAUUGUGGCAGCACUGCCAGCGGCUGUUCCAUGGGAAACGCAGCGCAGUAAGCCCAUGCCACGUUUAUAUGGCGACAGGAUUCCCACGAGGGUCCUAACACCGAGCAACAAAAAAGUACAAAGAAAGAUCGUCCUGUACCACAACUUCUUCAGAACACACGUGACUCCCACCGCCUCCAACAUGCUCACAAUGAAAUGGCACAACGGUGCGGCUAAAUCAGCUCAGCGAUGGGCUGAGGCGUGUUAUGCACUGACCCAUGACAAUGCAACGGGUUUACAUAUUGACGCUUUUGGCAGUUGUGGACAGAAUAUUUUUAUCUCGACGGCACAAGUACCCUGGUUCUUCGCCAUAAAAACCUGGUACCUGGAGUAUCAGAUUUUCAAAUAUGGCCCGCACGCGAACAACGAUCUCAGUCAAAUAGGCCAUUACACCCAGAUGGUGUGGGCGCCAACUCAUCGUGUUGGAUGCGGUUGGGCAAAGUGCAAUGGUACUAGGGGUCCACAGGGACGACCAUACUUCAGUUACGUUUGCAACUACUGUCCCGCGGGCAAUCAUCCGGAUCGUCUAAGCACACCUUACACAGCCGGCCCAUCAUGCAGCAGCUGCAAGGACCACUGUAGAGUCGGCAAGCUGUGCAAGAAUGCCUGCCCAUGGGCUGACUUGUGGGCCAACUGUCGUCAACUCUAUGAAACGUGGCCCGGCUGGCUGUGCGAGACCGACACCGAACAAGGUCUCGAACGUCUUCAAUUUUGUCGGGCGACAUGCAGGUGCCGUGACAAAAUAGUGUAAUGUUAUAAAUUAUUGUAAAAAUUAUCAAUGUGACAAGCACAAGGUAAAACUGUUUAAUUUAGAAACAAAAGAUCUUGCGAACUAUUCAACAUUACGGUGAAUGGUGUGUUAGGAUGAUAUGGUUAUCUGGGUUAUGCUGGCUGGCUCGUGUAUGUGUAUUUUCGGCCAUUUAAUUGAGUGUGAGAGAGUGGUAAUACUCGCGUUUAACUGGCCAGCCCCGAGGGCAAUUUCGAGAAAUGAAAGACCCAUUAACCGACUGCCAUGUUAGAGGUUUUGACCAUGGUAAAUGACGUCAGGGCAUGUGGGGACAACGAGCGUACUUGAAUUGAUGGUUAAUGGGGAGGAGGAGGAGAGAUUAAAGUGUGGGUUUUAGAGGAACCGUUGGCCAUGAUAGUCACAAUAAUUUCAUUGUUUGUUUAAAAAUUUUCAUUACUGCAGUGGAAAAAAAAAAUUCCAGAUAUGCAUUUGCUCGAGGGAACGGUUUAUGUUUCUAAAUUAUAUUCGUCUGAUUGGGGCAUGCCCAGAGGGACCUGAUUACGUUCCAAUUAUGUUCUAUGAUUAUUCUUUCUUUUCAAUUGAUUAUUUUUUAGAAGAAAAAAAUUCGAUGAUUUCUCUCACAUUUGUAGAUAUUGAAGGGCUUCAUUUAAUGGUUAAUUAACACAUUCGUGUUUUAUCACAAUAUAAUGAGGCUAAAAUAAGAAUAUUAUCGGCCAGAAUCUGAAAUUAUUUGGAACAUGUUCCAUCUGCCGUCACUCAUUCCCGAGAUAAUUGCGUAGUUGAAUUAAGAAAAAUUCUUUCGAAAUUGUCCAACUAUUCGCACCAUAACUGAUAUUUAAAAAAUCGCAUUAUCAAUUAGAUUUAGUUUUACGAUGUGCUUUAUAAAUAAAAUUGAUAUUAAAUGCUGUCAGCUGAAAAUAUUUUGCUUUUUCGGAUCCUUUCAUUCCGCAAAUUACUCCAGUCACUCUAUCAACUUUUUAAAUCCUGUGUUCGUUGUUUAUUAUUUUUUUUUGCGAUCAAGGGAUCGUGGAAAGAGAAGGCGAAAAAAUACGAUAUUAUUUCGAGUGGAAUUAGGCAAACGGUUGAGUGCGGAUAAACAAUGUUGAAUGUUGAUGGCACUCGGGGCGAGUAUACGUAUUUCCAGGUGUGGUAUUUUGAUAUUCGUAAGCUAUAAGUCCUCAGUAUUUUAUGCAUGCUCUUGUAUAUAAAAUAGUCAUACACGUCAAGAGGAAUUAUUAAUUGAAAAUAUAAAUAAAACAAACGACGUCGUUUUAUUUCUAAUGUGUAUCUAAAAUAAAAUGGUGGUGGGAAUUGUUGAUUAUGGCGAAACAUUCUGAGAUAUUUCGAUUGAUAGAGUUAAUUGAAUUCGUGUUGAAACUUCACUGAUAUAUAAAGUAUAAUGUAGUUGAUAUAUUUUGAAAAUACAAUCAAAGAAUUAUACUGUUGAAUCUAUCGAUGUGAUGAGUGGAAAAAUUGGAUGAACUUUUUGGAUUAUUUUGAAAUAUUCAAGGGAUGAUAGUAUGUGUAUUGGAAUGUAAUAUAGCUUUAAAUCUAUAUAUUUUAAUUGUCAAAUAUCAAUGGAUGAGAUCAAUGGGCCGAGGUGACGAUUGAUUUUGAGAAUAAUUUUGAAUGAUACUUUCAAAAUGUCAUUUUUUUUUUCAUUUGUAUUAUCAGCUAUUCUCAAUGACAGCUGACCCUUAUUCAUGAGAAUUAAAGAGAUUUCAACAAAAAAAAGGGACUUCUCUCUGGUUGGAAAAAGUGAAUGACAUUUCACGAUGAAAUGAAAGCUAAUUCUGUCUAUAAAGUCGUCGCUGAGAUUGCAAAAAUCACCAGAAUAUCCGGAUCUCUUCGAGAGUACGUCAAAGAUUAAAUAAUUGAAAAUAUACCGUCACCUUGGUCUCAUAUCCUGGCCCAGCCAAUUAAAUCAUGUAUAGUAACUAUCACAAUUGGUCGCUGUGAAUCGGUGGUAAUGAAUAUCUGAUGUGACUCUAUUACUUUAAGUGAUUACUUUAUAUCAAUAUUAUGAGUAAGUAAUAAAAAUCAUUGUAAGUAAAAGAAAAAAAA